AUGAUCAUGGCGGUAUCUUCGUCGUUUCUAAAGUUUAUAUCUCUUACUGUGGUCUUAUCGUGUACAGUAAAGGCAGAAGUCAAAAUGUUUCCUCGGAGGACUGCCUAUGAAGAUGGUACAAUCAUGUUAGGGGGUCUGUUUGAUCUACACCAUACCGAGGGAGUAAUUAACAACAGCUGCAGCAAUCUCCUCGCCUCAAACUUGGGUUCCUUACAAGCAAUGAUAUUUGCCAUCGAAAAAAUAAAUGAUAACAGGACAUUCUUGCCAAAUGUGACACUUGGAUAUGAACUCUUGGAUUACUGUCUCCAGCCAGCAAUAGCCGUUGAGGCGUCUUACGAAUUAGUGGUGAAAAGUGAUCAUCGAUUUUCACUCCAAAACUGUACAAGCGAAAACGCGUUCAGUGGCCACUUCAAAGAAAUAUCAGGCGUGAUUGGGCCAAUGGAUUCUGCCAGCGCCAUCAUGGUGUCAAGUCUGUUUGAAAUCGCGCACAUUCCGUCCAUAAGCUCCCUAGCGACAAGCGUGGAACUGAGUUCAACACUUUACAAACAUUUUUACCGCACAGUUUCGCCUGACAGUUGGCGCGCAAGUUUGCUCGCUGACAUAGCGCAGUUCUUCAACUGGACUUACGUUGCUGCAAUAGCGCUUGACGACUCCUUCGGCCGAUACGGAAUCUGGGGAAUAGAAAAAGAAGCAAACUCGAGAGACAACCUUUGUAUUGCCUUGAAAAAGUUUGUCCCCCGAGUGGAUCCUUAUGAUAAGUUUAAGGAAAUCGUGCUCGAGCUCAAGAAAAUGGAAAAUGUUAAGGUGGUGUUUUUUUGGCUUUACGGACAGUUCGCGCAAUCUUUUAUGGAAGAAGCAGUAAGACAAGGUGUUAGAGGAAAAACAUGGAUAUUUACUGACGGAACAGCGCCAACAGAUCCCUUUUUCGGACAUGAUCGCUUUGCUGGCUUACUUAAUGGAUCAUUUGGUGUUUUUCACAGGGCUUCGCGAUGUAAGGAAUACCAAAAAUAUCUGGUCAAUCUUGCUAAAAGGAACUUUUCGGGCAGCACCCAUCUGUGGUGGCAAGAAUACUGGCAUAACCCAAAAAAUAAAAACACUUUAUCUGGUUCAUUAGAAGAGUAUUUUUCUAAUGAGAAUCCAUUCAUUAGCAAUCCUUACGUUUCAUACACUAUUGAUGGGGUGUACGCCUUCGCACACGCCCUACACAAUAUGUACAACUGCAAGGAGCCACAUGGUCUCUUGGAGGGUGGAAAAUGCCCACGACUUCAAGAUCUGAAGGUGAUUGGGGAUUGUCUUGACCUUUACUUGAGGAAUGUGAGUUUCCAAGGAUUGACAGGAACAGUACAAUUUGACGAACGCGGUGACCCAUUGGAAGCUUCGUACGAUAUUGUAAACUUCAAGAGCCAGUUUGGCAAAGGUCUUGAGGGCGUUCAUAUCGGUUGGUGGGCUAGAAGAAGCAUUUCUAAACUACACUUGAACUUACCGAUGAUAACCUGGAACAAUCAAGAUGGAUUCGACGGUAUCCCCUCGUCAAUCUGCUCCAAAGACUGUAAACCGGGUGAAAGAAAAGUCACAAGAUCCUCUUGUUGUUGGGAAUGUGUCGACUGCCCAAUCGGUACCAUAAGUUCCGACGGUAUUUCUUCUAACUGUUCCCAAUGUUCCGAGAGAGAGAAACCCAAUAACGAGAGGACACAAUGCAUGGAUCUUCCACUGAACAACUUGAAAUGGAGAGAUAUCUCAGCCCUUAUCGUGACAUGCACAGCAGCGCUUGGUCUGUGUUUGACCAUCCUCUGUUUCGCUAUUUUCAUUAAGUAUCGGAAUACGCCGAUAGUAAAGGCUUCGAACAAGGAACUUAGCUUUAUUUUGCUGUUUGUAGUGGUGUUAUUUUUCGUCUUUGCUUUACUAAACCUAUUAACUCCCACAGACAUCUUGUGUAGAGUUGUCUGCAUCUGGCGCGACACUGUCUAUACCUUAUGCGUCUCCAUACUUCUUUUGAAGUCAAGAAAAAUCGUCAAGGCUUUUCGGCCUCAGGGUAAGUUACCCGACAGCUUGGCCUCCAGGACAAAUAGGCGGAAAAACUUCUGUUUCAAAGGACAGAGACUUCAUUUAUUUCUAUUAUCGUCCAUACAGAUCAUACUGAAUUUGAUUUGGAUUUUAGUGGACCCGCCCUCCAAAGAAACCAUCGUUCGUCCUCUUCAAUAUAUUUUUGUGGUUUGUAAACCUUUUAAAUCCGUUUCUGGCCAUGUACUUUUAAUAAUUAGUGUAACAUUUCUCAUGAUUCUUUCACUUGCAUGCAUCUAUUAUGCUUUCAAAGGUAGAAAAAUUCCGGAAAAUUUUAACGAGGCGAGAUAUAUUGGUUUUGCAAUGUACAUUGUACUGUUGUGCUCUGCUGCUUAUUAUCCUGUGGUGUUUGGCUUGGAGGGAUGGUAUGUAGGCGUUAUCGGGGGAGUAACCACUCUCGUAAGCUCUUUUGCUCUUUUAGGUUGCAUGUUCGGGCCUAAAGUGUACGUAAUUAUUUUUAGUCCUGAGCAGAACACACGCGAGGCGAUUAGCACGGAGAUUACGAAGUAUUCAUUGUCUUCUGUGGCAGCGAUAGGAGGAGCGGCAGCUAGAGUAGCCCCAGUGCCCUCGUCACACUCUUCACUAUGA
Messenger RNA from Pocillopora meandrina, 2649 nucleotides. The record is from the annotation of a GenBank genome assembly. NCBI's taxonomy places the organism in Eukaryota, Metazoa, Cnidaria, Anthozoa, Scleractinia, Pocilloporidae.